ACCCAGAGACUGCCCCACACGUUAGCACAUAGAGACAAAAAAAGGGCAAGAACGCGACGUCUUCGGGCUCUGGAGGCAGAGAGGGGGAGAAAUAUUGAUGAAUUCCAUUGAAAAGGAAGAGGAGGAGAACAUCUCGUAUUCUUCUGUCUUGUGCGUGGAGGAGACUUUGUAUUUACUUUUUUUUGGAGACAGUGACCUGGGCUCUCGUUUGAGUUUGGACGGAUCAGUGAAUAAUAUUUUUUGGUUUUAUUUUGUGCAUCCUGUGUGUUAGGAGAGAGAAGUUUUUAAUUUUAAAAUGCCGACGUUUUAAAGGUUUUGUUGCAUUCUGCCUGUGUGUUGCUCGUUGUCUCUCUCUCUCUCACACACACACACACACACACACAGUGCCUCUCCCUCUCUCUAUCGCUAACUCUGGGAGUUCGAUGCGGUCACGAUGCCUCGCCCAGGCCGGAACACUUACAGCGACCAGAAACCACCCUACUCUUACAUCUCCCUGACGGCUAUGGCUAUCCAGAGUUCCCCGGAGAAGAUGUUACCCCUCAGCGAGAUCUACAAGUUUAUCAUGGAUCGCUUUCCCUAUUACCGGGAGAACACCCAGCGAUGGCAAAACUCUCUGCGACACAACCUCUCCUUCAACGACUGCUUCAUCAAGAUCCCCCGGAGGCCCGACCAGCCGGGCAAAGGCAGUUUCUGGGCACUGCACCCGAACUGUGGCGACAUGUUCGAGAACGGCAGCUUUCUAAGGCGCCGCAAACGCUUCAAGGUCCUGAAGGCGGACCAUUUGGCCGUGGGUAAGCAACCAGACGCCGCUCACUACCUCCAGCAUCAAGCCAAACUCCGGCUCAGCGCCUUGGCCGUCUCCGCCAGUCCCCUGGCUCAGCUACCCGCGUACGGCAUGGCAGGAUCCCAGGGCAGCAGCUUCAAGCACCCGUUCGCCAUCGAGAACAUUAUCGCCCGGGAGUACAAGAACGUGAUGGCCAGCGGUCUGGCGUUCUCCGCAGUCCAGCCUCUGACCCCCGGCUACCCCAUGCCCCUCACCUCGGUCGGGGGAAGCCUGGGCACCGGUUGGCACCAUAUGUACAGCGCCAGUGUGAUGGACACAGCCGCUCCUGCGCCCCCACCUCCUCCCCCACCACCACCCCCACCCCCUCCCCCCCACCCCCCUCUCUCGGUCCCCGGGGGCUCCGCCGAUUAUAGCCCCUACGGCGUGCCCCUCAAGCCCAUGCCUCACGUCGGUCAGACCCUGCCGGCUAUCCCGGUGCCUAUCAAAGCCAGCCCGGGAGCCGUGAACGCUCUGUCCGGUCCCAUCUCGGCUCUCCUGUCCGGGGGCACGGUGGCGGCGGCUCUCAGCCCCGGUUCCCCGCAGCUAAGCAGCGGCCAUCGGAGCCCGAGCCCCGGGGAGGCACUCAGCGGCCCCGGGGCGGCUUUGCAGUCGGUGGCCGUGCACUGACACCCGGGAAGGGGGCAUGGGGAGCGGAGUA
Messenger RNA from Stegostoma tigrinum, 1481 nucleotides. RefSeq names its product forkhead box B1a (gene foxb1a). The record is from RefSeq and is a predicted model, not a curated record. The coding region runs from base 434 to 1450 and encodes 338 amino acids. NCBI's taxonomy places the organism in Eukaryota, Metazoa, Chordata, Chondrichthyes, Orectolobiformes, Stegostomatidae. Gene Ontology annotation, biological process: regulation of transcription by RNA polymerase II; anatomical structure morphogenesis; cell differentiation. The transcript has a single exon. Gene Ontology annotation, molecular function: RNA polymerase II cis-regulatory region sequence-specific DNA binding; DNA-binding transcription factor activity, RNA polymerase II-specific.